CCGGCGUCCCAGCCCGCGGCGGGAGCAGCACCAGCGGCAGGAGGAGGAGGAGGAGGGGGAGGCCGGCCCUUCCUCCCUGCGUCCCUCCCGCCCUCCCUCCGCCGCGGUACCUGCGCCGCGCGGCCACGUGAGCGCCACAUCAGCGCCCUCAGAGUCAGCCAGCGCAGGGGGCAGCGCCGGCCGCGCUCCCCUUCCCUCCCCUCCCCGCCUCCCUCGGCCCCCGCUCCCCUCGGCGGCACGGCCCGGCCCGGCCCGGGGCUCCGCCGGCCCCGGCUCGGGAAGAUGCUGCAGUCGCUGGCCGGCAGCUCCUGCGUGCGGCUGGUGGAGCAGCACCGCUCCGCCUGGUGCUUCGCGCUGCUGGUGCUGGGCUACCUGCUCUACCUGGUGUUCGGCGCCGUGGUCUUCUCCUCGGUGGAGCUGCCCUACGAAGACCUGCUGCGCCAGGAGCUGGGCAAGCUGAAGCAGCGCUUCCUGGAGGAGCACGCCUGCCUCUCGGAGCAGCAGCUGGAGCAGUUCCUGAUGCGGGUGCUGGAGGCCAGCAACUACGGCGUCUCGGUGCUCAGCAACGCCUCGGGAAACUGGAACUGGGACUUCACCUCCUCGCUCUUCUUCGCCAGCACCGUGCUCUCCACCACGGGUUAUGGACACACAGUGCCUCUGUCUGAUGGGGGAAAGGCUUUCUGCAUCAUCUACUCGGUCAUUGGGAUCCCGUUCACGCUGCUGUUCCUGACGGCCGUGGUGCAGCGCAUCAUUGUGCACGUCACCAGGCGGCCGGUGCUGUACUUCCACAUCCGCUGGGGCUUCUCCAAGCAGGUCGUUGCAAUCAUCCAUGCUAUGCUCCUCGGGUUCAUCGCUGUCUCCUGCUUCUUCUUAAUCCCAGCAGCAAUAUUUUCUGUCCUGGAAGAUGACUGGAAUUUUUUGGAGUCUUUUUAUUUUUGUUUCAUUUCCCUGAGCACCAUUGGCCUCGGAGACUAUGUGCCAGGAGAAGGCUACAAUCAAAAAUUUCGAGAGCUGUAUAAAAUUGGAAUUACCUGUUAUCUGUUGUUGGGCCUUAUCGCAAUGUUGGUGGUUCUUGAGACUUUCUGUGAACUCCAUGAGCUCAAAAAGUUUAGGAAGUUGUUUUAUGUGAAGAAGGACAAGGAGGAGGACCAAGUGCAUAUAAUGGAACAUGACCAGCUCUCCUUCUCUUCCAUCUCAGACCAAGCAGCCUCCAUGAAGGACGAUCAGAAGGCAAACGAGCCUUUUGUGAAUUCCCAGUCCCCAACUUCCAAUGACAGCUCUCUAAACAAUUAAUACACGGGUAUCCAUACCGGUGUUUGGUGCAUUUAUGCUACUUACCAUAAGAAAUAGAAAGCCUCAUAUUUUUUUCUCAAAAUAUAAAAGCUGGAACUGUGCUACUUUAACAAGGAUUCAUCACUUCUGAAGUAAAAAAGACAUUUGGGAAAAAUGUGGGAGCCACCCUGGGAAAAGGGAAUAAAUAUAAGAUGUGGCUGGGAACAUAAGGCCAUUUUGGUUGAGGGAUAAGGAUUUAGGUGUACCAAAAUCAGAGAUGCCAGAGAGAAAGGCUUGCAUUAGCAACUUAAUUGAACAUCUUUAAGAGACUAGGCCUUCACUGACAUCCGGCUCAUUGCGUUGCACACCCCAUCUUGCAAUUGGUUGACAGCAGAUUUUGUUGCCCCAUCUUGCAACUGGUUUUGACAGCAGGGAUGUGCAUUUCUGAUAGUCACAGUUUUAAUCAAAUUAAAGCUAGCAUCUUAAUCUGGAAAACGUUUUCAGAGCAAUAUCUCUAGAUCUGGUGGAGGGAGGAAUAUCUAGGUCAUUCCUCUAUUACCCCAUAACUUGCAGGUGCAAAAAAUAACUCUAGGACAGCAAAACCAAGAUUGAAGUCCGUCCUUUGCCCAUGCCAUUUACAUCUAAAUUUCUUGCUUCCUUAACAGAUCCUUUAAUCACCAGAAAAAUAUUGUGCUGGAGAGAGUGUGCCUUGAGUCUUCCAUGCUGUUUGUUUUUUGUAUGAAACACUUUUCUGAGAGGUAGAAAAAGCAAUUCAAAAUUCUAGAUGAGGUGAGAUGCUAGGGAAGGAAGACAGAUGCAUUUCAGUCUUCUGAAAUGGGCAGGGGCGGGUUUUUAGCUGUAUAGAAUGGAAUGAAAAUGAGUUAGCAUAUGCCACACAUGACUGGCACAGUCAUGUGCAUACAGCAUUCUCUAAUAGGUGGUUGGAAUCUGUUCAGCAGAAGGACUUGGUGCUGUUCCUUCCACAAUCCAGCCCACUGCGCACUCUGCUGAGGAGGAACAGACACAGCAUCACCUUUGGACAUGGCUCCUAUUUCUUCUUUUGCUUUUCUAAAUGCUACUUGGAGCACUUUGGAGGAGAAGGGAAUGUUUCAGGGCAAAAUGAUUUUUCAGUUUUUCAUAUGGCAAGAAAAAAGGAAAAACGUCACAUUUGGUUCAGAUGGAACCGAAUUUUUUUCCCCUUGGGAAAAGUCACUAAAAAGUCAAGAUCUCGCUCAACUCCUGAAGCUGGAACCUCUUUGGCUGCAAUAGGAGAGAUGUUUUAGUCCAGCUACCAGUCACUGUGCUGAAUGCAGGGACCUCAGAGUAAAUUUCAGUGAGCAUGAGACGAGAUUUAAGUGGUUGUAGUACUUUCUCUUCUGGCCUUAAGAAUCUUACGAUAGAGGAAUCUUGACAAUGCUUUGCAAUGAACAAAAGACCUGGAGCACAAAUAGCCAUAUUAGGACAGCCUCCCACAUAGGAACAGUGUAGAGGAGAGCCUUUUACCUGCAGUGCAAGCAUGCCAGAUUGCCUGUAAUUUGGCUUUUAGUUUAGAGCUGAAUAAUAAUUUACUGUAAAAGAAAAAAAAUGCAGUGUGUCUAGAUUUAGCGCACGUGGGAAAAAUACUUGAAAGUAAAUAACCCAAAAUAUACUGUGUUUGAGCUUAAUUAUAGCUAGCAUCAAACAAAUUUUUAUAUUUUACUGGAAAACUUUAUGGUUAAAUCAGCUGAAAGUCUUCAAUUGAAAUUUAUAUUUAUAGAAAAUCAGAACUAAAGGUUUUGGUUGUUUUGUGUUUUAUAGAUUAGGUGAGAGCAUAUUGUGUUUGCAUGUUCCCAGGAAAGUGGCUAUUUUUAUACUGCUUAGGUUAACACAGUUUUAUUUAUAAUGAAUGUUAACCAAUAUAUAUGUACAUAUAUACAUAAAUAUAUUUAUAUACUGUACAUAUAUCAUAAAUCACCAGAGUCUAACAGACUUAGGAAUGGCAUUUUAGAUAAUUUUUCCCCUAGUUUCCUCUUUAUACAGUCAAUAUUUGAAAACGAUGGCAUUAAAAUGACACUAACAUAAAAUUAGAGUACUGUACUAUAAGAAACAUUUAUACUAUUUUUUCCAGUGGAACUUUAUUGAUUGUUUUCAUUAUCUUAAAAUUCAAGAUUUCUUUUGAUUUCCUUAUUAUGUUAAGCUCUAAAAGAUAUGCACAGAUGUUAAAUUACAUACAAAGUUACUUUUGCAGCGUGUACACAAAUGUGAAAUGUAGACACGUGAAAUGAAAGCACAGAAUUCAAAGCAGAAGCGAUAAACUAAGCAGUAUACUGUGAUUGUAGGUGAAUAUUUGUUAUUUUAAACUUAAAUAAAAAGUCUGGCUUUUGCCUGCCUGCACUAUGAA
Molecule: messenger RNA, 3652 nt
Organism: Oenanthe melanoleuca
Lineage: Eukaryota; Metazoa; Chordata; Aves; Passeriformes; Muscicapidae
Gene: KCNK1
Product: potassium two pore domain channel subfamily K member 1
Exons: 3
Coding region: 283-1293 (336 amino acids)
Biological process (GO): potassium ion transmembrane transport; stabilization of membrane potential
Cellular component (GO): membrane
Molecular function (GO): potassium ion leak channel activity
Source: RefSeq, a predicted model, not a curated record